Penaeus chinensis is the source of this 1937-nucleotide messenger RNA. It is a transcript of the gene stmA, whose product is annotated as protein EFR3 homolog cmp44E-like. The coding region runs from base 16 to 1458 and encodes 480 amino acids. The transcript is spliced from 9 exons. The record is from RefSeq and is a predicted model, not a curated record. Gene Ontology annotation, cellular component: plasma membrane. Lineage: Eukaryota; Metazoa; Arthropoda; Malacostraca; Decapoda; Penaeidae. Gene Ontology annotation, biological process: protein localization to plasma membrane.
UAAAAAGAGUAUUAAAUGGAAAAAAUAAGAAUUGCCAACAACACCUUUACAGAAAAUGCAGGAGCAGGCAGAGGAGGGACUUUCAUCCCUACCAAGCCAGCCCCUUCAACAAAACAACAAAUGCUCUUCCAACUCUUGCAGGGAAUGACCCAGAUCAGUGACACCCAAGACAACCACCAGAAUGAGGGUGAGAAGGAGCCACAUGAACUGGCGGAAAUGUGCCUGAGGGAGCUGGUUUCUCGGGCAACUUAUGGCAAGAUACACAACGUCAUCAAGCCUUUGCUGAUCCAUUUAGACUACGAAGGACUGUGGGUCAACAACAGCUUUGCUGUGCAGGUCUUCAAGAUCGUCAUGUACUCCAUACAGGCUCAGUACAGCAUCACAGUGAUAGAGCUCCUGAUGGCACACCUCAAUGAGAAGAGCAGCGAGCCGGCGCAGAUAAGGACAGGCAUCGCAGACGUGCUUUCCAAGGUGAUUCCAAUCGCUGCGGGAGAAUGCAUAGGCCCUUCGGUCAUUGAGAUCAUCAACUCCCUGCUGGAGCACAUCCGCUCCUCGGUGGUGGGUGGAGUGAGCGGAAAGGAGAGCUCAGCUGAGAAGAUGUACCAGGAGACGCUAAUCCAUGCUCUAGGAGAAUAUGCCAACCACCUGCCUGACUAUCAGAAGAUCGACUCCAUGGUCUUCAUCCUGAAUAAGGUGCCGGGUAGUGACCGAGUGGACGAUGGAGGUUCACAGCGACCUGAGGCAGAGGUUAAACUUCAGCAUCUGCUCCUCAAGUCACUUCUCAAGGUCGGAACCAAGUACACGACGGUGCAGUACUCAACCACCUUUGCACAGUCUUUCCUGGUUCGUCUCAUGCGCCUCUCCGUCUCGAGUGACGCCGAGGUCCGUCUCACGGUGCAGCAAAUUCUCCACACACUCAUUGACCGCCACCAGAACAUUGAGAAGCUUGCCAAACCAACCCUUGAGGUGAGUCGACUGGGCCUGACAAUGAGCAAGCCGGUGCGUCAAGACGUCAACUUCUGGAAGAAGUCUGGCAACGAGAUCAUGCUCUCCAUCCAAGAGAAUUGCGAGUUCAGCAACAACCGCCUGGUCAACAUUGAGGCCAUUUAUGCCACCCUCAUGCUGCUCAUGGCCGAAAUUCGCUCAGAUGAUGUCAUGGUGGACAUCCUGAGGGUUCUGUUCCAUGUGCAGGGCGUGGCACAGAAUGGCACAGUGAGUGGACCGCAGGGCAUCCAGCUGCAGGCGCUGGUGGCAAGCGUGAUGGUGGUCAUCUCCCACCUGGUGCCCACGCUCAAGGACCACGUGGCAGCAGUCAUCAAGAAGAGGUCCGAUGAGGCGCCACACCUGCUGCCCGAGAUCUUGGCCAGCUACGAGUCGGGCCUGCCCUGCUGCGACCUCCCAGAGGACCUGCUGUUCGACCACUCCCAGGUCCUUGAUCUUCUGGCCAACACGAAGUGAGUUGGGGAAAGGUUGGAGGGACCCUUCCUUUUAUCUAUCAGUGUAGCUUAUCGAGCCUUUUAUGGAUGUGUGUUUUCCUUGCAGUAUCCAUAUCUUCUCUCUAGGUAGCCUAUAAAUCCGUGCAGUAACCAUAACAAUAAGGAACAUUUUAUGUUUUUUUUGUCAUUUUUUCAUAUUUUUGUAUUUUAAAUUUUUCGUAAUACUCCCUGGAGCCGGUGCUCUUCUAGUCAUGGCUUGUCAAUGGUACACUCCGUAUUCUUUAACCAAUGGAAAUGAUGCAGAAUCCCUUCUUAAAUGCCCCCUGCAUCUAAUCAGCCUCCGAGAGCUUUGUACACUUGUGGCAAGUUGUCAUUCUAGCCUUCAAUCAUAAUUUUUCAAGAUGGCUGAUAUCUGCUACCUGGCCCAUUGCCAAAAUUUUUCAUGAAGUGACGAUCAUAUCACCUGGAUCCAAGGGGCUAACAGCAACAGGUGAACUCCCA